AUGGUUGAAUCUCCAAUUCUAGGACAACAACAACCGCAACAAGUUGCGCCUCAAGAAAACAAGACUGUUGGUACCAGUAGAAAUGAUUAUGUUCCAGAAACUGGUAUGGGAGGAACGACUGGUGUUGGCAGUACUGAAGGUGGUGGAGAAAUGAUCAGUGGCAUGGGCACAACGACUAGUGGUGGUGGUAGUGCAAUGGCCAUGGGUGGUUACAAUCCUCAAUUACAAACUCUGGAAAGUGUCGAUCGUCAAUUGACUCAAGGAUUUGGUACUCCAUUAAAUCCCUCAGAACAACCCUAUUUUCAGCAACAACAGCAACAGCCCUUGGGAAUGAGUGGCAGAGAGAUGGGAAGAGCACAGAAUGACUAUGCACCUCAAUCCGCCAUGAUGGAAGGAGAAUCGAGCAAUGUUCCAAUGGCUUCCUCCACCAUGACUCAACAACCACCGUUGGAAAUGAGCGGCAGCGAGAUGGGGAGAGCACAGAAUGACUAUGCUCCUCAAUCCAAUGUUCCAAUGGCUUCCUCUGCCAUGACUGGCAAUGUUCCUCCACCUCCCAUGUUUACCACCACUGGUGAAAGCAUAAUGCCCUCCUCUGGACCAACUACCAUGACAACGACAGGAAUGAGUCCUCAGCAACAACCACUACAACAACAACCACCCUCAUCAGGAAUGACUCCACAACAAAUACCUCUUGGUAGUGGUGCAACGAUGGGAGUUGUUGGCAGUGGUAUGACUGGAUCACCUCCACACUCACCCAUUCGUGAACGUAAACUCAUUGUUUGUUCGAAUCAACCCUCUGAAGAGCUCUUAGAAACUCACCUGAGAGGAGGCCGAGUGACUGUACCUCCAGGUAAUUAUGAAGACAAUGUUCCAGGAGGAGGAGGAGGUGGUGGAUCGAUGGAGAUGCAACAACAACCAAUCAGUUCCUCAACAACCACCACACGACCAUACGCCUCUCCAUCCUUAUUAUCAACCAUUCCUCCUCAAGCUUCAGAUCUCUCUCACAUGCAACCUCAAACGCAAUUCCAAGAACAAUCGAGAGCAAAACCUUACUCGUCCAUCUUUGAACCACCUUCCAUGAGAGCCGUUAUUACCUGUGAUUAUAAUAACGAGGAGCCAGAACGUGCCUUCAUGUAUCUGGACAAGUAUCCUCAACCGUGUGCUCAUCGCUUAAAUCCCGGAGAAGUCAUUGUCAAGAUGAAGUACGCCAGUAUGAAUGCCUUUGAUUGUAAGAUCAAUCAGGGAAAGAUUCCCAUUGAGAUUGCUUCCUCUUCGAGAACGUAUUGGCGUCAGUAUCCCAUGAUUGGAGGUCAUGAUGGAGCAGGAGUGAUUUACAAGUUUGCCGAGAGAAGUACUACCACGGGUCAAUCGCAACAACCAUCACAGCAGCAGCAACAACAACAACCAUCGCAACACUACACUGGUACGAGUAUGUUUGGUUUUCGAGUGGGAGAUCCAGUACUUGGCUUUACCUCAAAUGCUCAGUUCGGAACCUUUGGAGAAUAUGCCAUCUUCAAUGAACGAGAUUUAGUGAUGAAACCUGAGAAUAUGAGUUGGGAAGAAGCAGCCUGUAUUCCCUAUAGUGCCCUCACUGCCAUGAAUUGUUUCUUAAAAGCAGAUAAGAAGAGAAAAAAGAGAAAGGCUCAUGGUCCUUCCACGGCAAAGCCAACCACGACAUCUAUGAGUAUGAUGGGAACAGCAACCAUGGCACCCUCUGGUACUACUGGUACAACAACGGAUAUGAGUGGUGGUAUGGGUUCAUCCAGCACCAUGAUGAUGAGGGAACCUAUCGAUCAAAAUACAGUUCAUUCUCUCGUGAAUGGUGAUAAAUUCGGAAGUGUCUUUAUUCAUGGAGGAAAUACGAGUGUUGGUAUUUGGUGUAUUCUACUCGCGAAACAUUACUUUGGAGCUCAACGUAUCUACACAACGAUUUGUUCAGGAACCAUGGAAGAUGAAGAAUUAUUGAAGAGACUUGGGGCCGAUGUGGUUAUUAAUUGUACGUCCACUACUACAACUGGUACUACUACUGGAGGAGGAGGAGGAAUGGAAGGAUCCAGUAGUGCUGGUACAUCACUCUCCACCAAUUUAAAUAAUUAUGAUGAAUUAAUUAAUAAGGAUCUUCAACAAUAUUGGGUCGAGUUUUUGGGAGAGCUUGAAAGACAGGCCACUCCUCCAACAAUGACAACAACAACCAUGAUGAUGGGAGGUACCUCAGUUCCAACGAAACAAACUCCAUUAGAAACGACCACUACCACGACCACACAACAAGCCGUAUCGCAACAACCUUCAACACAAGGAACCACAACGAUUGAGGGAAUUACAGAGUCUACUACUGUUUCUCAACAGCAGCAGCAACCUAUACAGGUGGAACCAACAACUCAAACUCAACAACAAUUAGUACCACCACAGACUUCGAGCGCUAGUGGAGAGUUGAGUCCACGUGGUUCAACCUCUUGGCCCCAUAAAGGAUUUAAAUCGAGAAAGGAUAUGGACAAGUGCAAGAAUUUGGUUGGAUCGCUUGAAUUGGCCAUUGAUACUGUUGGUGGUCAUGAUGUCAUGAAUAAGUGCUUUGGAUUGUUGAGUGGAAGUCAUAGCCAUUUUGUCACAUUGUGUCCAUCGGUAGAGCUUGAACAAAGAAAAGUGAGUGGAAAGGAUGUUUGGAAGAUGGUUUCAAUGACUGCAACCAAUAGAAUUAAGAGCUUCUUUGCUAACUAUCCUCACUUCCAUAUCAUCAUUCAUGUCGAGAGUGAUAAGGAGUUGUUGCAAGAGGCUGUCGAUUGGUAUUCUGAGGUUAAGAAUGAACCAUUCAUGAGACAAGCCAUUCGACACAAGAUUUAUGAUUUGAGAGAAUGUGCAGCUUGUAUGCAAGACUUGAGAGAGAAGAAGUUUAGUUCACACAAGUUGCUCCUCGACAUGUCUUAUUGA
This is a messenger RNA of Naegleria lovaniensis, 2925 nucleotides long. RefSeq lists its product as uncharacterized. The record is from RefSeq and is a predicted model, not a curated record. The transcript has a single exon. NCBI's taxonomy places the organism in Eukaryota, Heterolobosea, Eutetramitea, Acrasida, Naegleriidae. Gene Ontology annotation, molecular function: oxidoreductase activity. Bases 1 to 2925 code for a protein of 974 amino acids.